This is a messenger RNA of Angiostrongylus costaricensis, 522 nucleotides long. The record is from the annotation of a GenBank genome assembly. NCBI's taxonomy places the organism in Eukaryota, Metazoa, Nematoda, Chromadorea, Rhabditida, Metastrongylidae.
AUGGUGCAAUACAAGCUCUACUACUUCGGCGGUCGAGGACUUGGAGAAGUUAUACGUCAGGUAUAUAUUUACAUUGUCCCCAGCGAGGCAGGUGGAUUCACUAUGCCGUUCGGAAAUCUACCAGUACUUGAAGUCGAUGGCCAACAGAUUCCACAGUCACAAGCCAUCGCGCGUUACGUAGCUCGAAAAUACGGAUAUGCUGGCAAAACACCUUAUGAGGAAGCGAUCGUCGACGCACUAGCUGAUCAAUACAAGGAUUUCUACGUAGAGAUCAAGGGUUUCUACUAUCCGGCUAUGGGACUUGCAAAAGGCGACGUCGUAUGUUACUACUUCUUUGGAUAUCUUGCUGGAAACGAUCUCACAUACGCGGAUUUGAUCUUGGCUGAACACGUCUUCAGCAUUCGCACCGUCUUUCCUGACUACACGAAUGGAUUCCCAGAGGUUGAAGAACACUAUAGAAAGGUCACCUCCGUGCCGAAACUGAAGAAGUGGCUUGAUGAACGUCCGAAAACCAGUUUUUAA